This is a messenger RNA of Suillus paluster, 963 nucleotides long. RefSeq lists its product as uncharacterized. Lineage: Eukaryota; Fungi; Basidiomycota; Agaricomycetes; Boletales; Suillaceae. Gene Ontology annotation, molecular function: rRNA (uridine-N3-)-methyltransferase activity. Gene Ontology annotation, cellular component: cytoplasm. Gene Ontology annotation, biological process: rRNA base methylation. The record is from RefSeq and is a predicted model, not a curated record. Bases 1 to 963 code for a protein of 320 amino acids. The transcript has 3 exons.
AUGGGACACAAAAAGAAAACAUCUUUAAAAGCAACGCUGCAAUCCCAGCAGACUCGGCUCAAGAACAAAGAGAAAGCAGCGCAUGCCGCUGAAGCUGCGGAUAUCAAGCUCAAGGGAAAGCGCAAAGGCAAGGGGAAAGCACUGCCUCUCCGACCUACCAUCCCGUUCAAGCCUACAGAUAAAAUACUCUUGAUCGGCGAGGGCAAUUUCUCGUUCGCGCAUGCGCUGGUAGUAGAUCCUCCUUCAUCGCUGGAACAUCUCCCACCUUCAAAUAUCACAGCUACUUCUUAUGAUUCUGAAGAGGAAUGCUAUGAUAAAUAUCCGGAUGCUAGAAGUAUGGUGGAUGUUCUCCGGAAGCGGGGCGUAGAGGUUUUCUUCGGUGUGGAUGGAACCAGACUCGAAAAAAACGGUGCUUUGAAAGCCAGGCGUUUCGAUCGCGUGGUUUGGAACUUUCCUCAUGCAGGAAAGGGUAUAACAGACCAAGACAGAAAUAUAUUAUCUAACCAGAUGCUUAUCCUGGGGUUCCUCCGUUCUGUUGUUGGCCGCCUUGCAGAAGGCCCCAUUCCGACGUCCCUGCCACGAAAACGAAACAAGCCCUCAGACGAUGACGACGAUGACGUGGUUAACGAUGCAGAUCAGGAAGAGGAUGCCCCAUCGCCCUCUACGCCGGGCGCAAGGGGAACGGUGACUCAUCACCCUGCGCAACGUCCCGCCAUACAGCAUCUGGCGAGUGCAUCUAUCAUAUCAUUGGAUGUGCCAAAACUAGCAAAGACGCCUCCAAAACCUACAUCAUUAGGGACUCCACCGAACCCCCAAUAUAAGCUUCUGCGGUCGUUUGUAUUUCAUAGGAACAUGUGGAAGGGAUAUGAACACCGCAUGACAAAGGGCGAGAGAGCUCAUGGUCGAGGUACAACAGGUGAAGGAGGGGAGGAUAGAACAUGGGAGUUUUGCCUCAAAGAUUGA